Topomyia yanbarensis is the source of this 9121-nucleotide messenger RNA. RefSeq names its product neurogenic locus Notch protein (gene N). Gene Ontology annotation, molecular function: calcium ion binding; Notch binding. The annotation marks the transcript as partial. NCBI's taxonomy places the organism in Eukaryota, Metazoa, Arthropoda, Insecta, Diptera, Culicidae. Gene Ontology annotation, biological process: multicellular organism development; regulation of developmental process; Notch signaling pathway. The transcript is spliced from 9 exons. Gene Ontology annotation, cellular component: membrane. The record is from RefSeq and is a predicted model, not a curated record.
UUCCACAGCUGUACUUCGCGCUAUACCGGAGAAUUCUGUGAAUUCCCAAAUCCGUGUCAUAACGGCGCCGGUCCUCGGUGCCAGAAUGGGGGCACCUGCGAGGUUAUGUCCGGUAAUGGUGCUCCCUCGUUCUCGUGUCGUUGCCCGAUCGGUUACACUGCGAGUUUGUGCGAGAUUCCGGAGAAAAACGCGUGUGAUUCGUCUCCCUGCAAAAAUGGCGGUACUUGCAAGCUGAAAACGCUGGACGAGUACAACUGCCUGUGUGCAACGGGUUAUUCGGGCAAAUUCUGCGACAAGCAGAAUCUCUGCGCCUCGUCACCAUGUCGCAAUGGAGGCACUUGCACCCUGUCACAAAACGGAAACUUCAAGUGUAUCUGUCCGAAAGGGUUCAAGGGUACCACUUGUUCCGAGGACAUCGAGGAGUGCAUCAAGAGCCCCUGCGUGAAUGGUGGCAAGUGCGUUAACACCCAUGGAUCCUACCAAUGCAUGUGUGAACCCGGAUUUACAGGAAAAAAUUGCGAGUCGCAUUACAUACCCUGCUCGCCAUCCCCUUGCCAAAAUGGUGGCACUUGUAAACAGUCGACGAAGUUCUCCUACGAAUGCAAAUGUCCACCAGGUUUUCAAGGCAAAAAUUGCGAGGAGAACAUCGACGACUGCCCGGGUAACAUGUGUCAAAACGGUGGCACCUGUGUGGACGGGGUCAACGCCUAUCACUGUAAGUGUCCGCCGAGCUUUACCGGCGAGUAUUGCGAAACGGACGUGGAUGAGUGCGUUCAGCAACCGACGAUCUGCAAAAAUGGCGCCACCUGUACGAACACCCACGGUAAUUACAAUUGCAUUUGCGUCAACGGCUGGAAUGGUCCCGAUUGUAGUAACAAUAUUGACGAUUGUGUUGAUGCGGCCUGCUUCAACGGGGCCACCUGUAUCGACGGAGUGGGAAGCUUCUACUGCCGCUGUACACCCGGCAAGACUGGUUUACUGUGCCAUUUGGAUGAUGCAUGUACCUCGAAUCCUUGCCACGCGGAUGCGAUCUGUGACACUAGUCCGAUCAAUGGGUCGUUUACCUGUUCGUGUGCGAUGGGUUACAAGGGCAUCGAUUGUUCGGAAGAUAUCGACGAGUGUGAUCAAGGUUCCCCCUGCGAACACAACGGUAUCUGUGUCAACACACCGGGAUCGUUCGCUUGCAACUGUACCCAAGGGUUCACCGGACCUCGCUGUGAGACUAAUGUGAACGAGUGUGAAUCUCAUCCGUGCCAGAACGAGGGUAGCUGCCUGGAUGAUCCGGGAACAUUUCGCUGCGUCUGCAUGCCUGGUUUCACCGGAACGCAAUGCGAGAUCAACAUCGACGAGUGCGCGACAACACCCUGCCUGAACGGAGGCAUCUGCCGGGAUCUGAUCAACUCGUUCAAGUGUACCUGUGCGAUCGGUUUCACCGGGCUGCGCUGUCAGAUCAACAUCGACGAUUGUAUGUCACAACCGUGCCGAAACGGAGGAAUCUGUCACGAUCUGAUUGCCGGUUAUACGUGCGAAUGUCCGCCCGGUUAUACGGGGAUAUCGUGCGAGACAAACAUCAACGAUUGUCAGUCGAAUCCGUGCCACCGGGGAGUUUGUAUGGAUGGCGAUAACUCGUUCUCGUGCCAAUGCAAUCCCGGUUACACCGGGUAUUUGUGUCAGAUUCAGAUCAACGAGUGCGAAUCCAAUCCGUGUCAGUUUGGUGGACACUGUGAGGAUCUGGUUGGAGGCUAUAUCUGUCGGUGUCAGCCGGGAACUUCUGGACCAAAUUGCGAGGUAAAUGUGAACGAAUGCCACAGCAACCCGUGCCGGCAUGAGGCCAAGUGUAUAGAUGGGAUCAAUCGGUACACAUGCCAGUGUGUACCUGGUUUCACCGGUACUCACUGCGAAACCAACAUCAACGAGUGUGCUUCGGACCCUUGCGCAAACGGGGGCGUUUGUAUGGAUUUGAUCAACGGAUUUCGUUGCGAGUGUCCUCGGGGUUACUUCGAUGCGAGAUGCCUGAGUGACGUAGAUGAGUGUGCGUCAAAUCCCUGCACCAAUGGUGGCCGAUGUGAAGAUGGAGUGAAUCAGUUUAUCUGUCACUGUCCUCCUGGGUAUGGGGGAAGGCGUUGCGAAACUGACAUCGACGAAUGUGGCUCUAACCCGUGUCAGCAUGGUGGCAUUUGCCGUGAUGGUUUGAACUCGUACACCUGCCAGUGUAUGCCUGGUUAUUCUGGGAAGAACUGUGAGAUCAACAUCGAUGAUUGCGUUAAUAAUCCAUGCCGCAAUGGAGGCUCUUGCAUAGAUCUAGUCAAUGGGUACAAGUGCGUCUGUCGGGUGCCUUUCACGGGACGUGAUUGUGAGUCGAAAAUGGAUCCUUGCCUUCCGAAUCGUUGCCGAAAUGGUGCCAAGUGCUCACCAAGUCCGAAUUAUUUGGACUUUUCGUGCAGCUGCAUGCUCGGAUAUACGGGACGGUUAUGCGACGAAGAUAUCAACGAAUGUGCUCUUUCGUCUCCCUGUCGGAAUGGGGCAACCUGUAGGAACACGAACGGAUCUUAUCAAUGUCUUUGUGCUAGAGGUUACGAAGGCCGUGAUUGUACGGUGAAUACGGAUGAUUGUGCCUCGUUCCCUUGCCAGAAUGGGGGAACUUGUUUGGACGGAAUUGGAGACUACACCUGUCUGUGCGUGGAUGGAUUCGAGGGUAAGCAUUGCGAAGUCGACAUUAACGAGUGUCUCUCGAUACCGUGUCAGAAUGGAGCGACCUGCACGCAGUACGUCAACUCGUACACCUGUACCUGUCCGCUGGGAUUCAGCGGUAUGAACUGCCAAACCAAUGACGAGGAUUGUACGGAAAGUUCGUGUAUGAAUGGAGGAACCUGCAUGGAUGGGAUCAAUAGUUAUAACUGCUCUUGCCACAGCGGGUUUACCGGUUCCAACUGCCAGUAUAAGAUCAACAAGUGUGAUUCACAGCCUUGUCGAAAUGGUGCAACAUGCUAUGAUUACGAUAACGACUACACCUGUCACUGUUCGUACGGAUACACCGGCAAGCAGUGCUUGGAUUAUGUAGAUUGGUGCUCUCAGUCACCUUGCGAGAACGGUGCAACCUGUGUUCAGCGAGAAAAUGUAUAUCAGUGUAUUUGCGCUCCCGGCUGGACCGGAAAACUGUGCGAUGUCCAGAUGGUCUCUUGUAAGGAUGCUUCUAUUCGGAAGAAAGUCGAACCCAAACUGCUCUGUCACAACGGAACAUGCGAAGACUUUGGUAACUCUCACAGGUGCCACUGCCAGCAGGGUUACACCGGAUCAUACUGCCAGAAGGAGAUUAAUGAAUGUGAAAGUCAACCCUGUCGAAAUGGUGGCCAUUGUAAGGAUCUGAUCGGGUCGUAUAAAUGCGUUUGCAAGCAGGGUUUCCAGGGUCAGAACUGUGAACUGAACAUCGACGAGUGUAAACCUAAUCCGUGCCGGAAUGGAGGCAUCUGUCAUGAUUUGAUAAACGAUUACAAGUGUUCGUGUCCACCGGGAACGUUGGGGGUGCUGUGCGAAAUAAACACGGAUGACUGUACUCCGGGUGCUUGUCACAAUAAUGGAAGCUGCAUUGAUAAGGUUGGUGGAUUUGAGUGUCGCUGUCCGCCCGGGUUCGUCGGAUCACGGUGCGAAGGAGACAUCAACGAAUGUCUAUCGAAUCCAUGUUCGAAUCCAGGAACGCUGGACUGCGUUCAAUUGGUGAAUGACUAUCACUGCAACUGUAAACCGGGACACAUGGGACGCCACUGUGAGAUUAAGGUCGAUUUCUGCGCUAACUCACCCUGUCUGAACGGUGGUCUAUGUUCGACUAGACAAACGGGACAUCACUGCGUUUGUGCCGAUGGAUAUUAUGGUAAAAACUGCGAAUUUUCUGGACACGAUUGUGAUUCAAAUCCAUGCAUCAACGGGUUAUGUCAGAUUGCGGAUGAUGGCGGUUACCGAUGCGAGUGUCCUCUGGGAGCCAGUGGGAUCAACUGUGAGAUUGAUAUUUUGGACGAAUGUAGCUCGAGUCCGUGCGAGCGCGGUGCUGCCUGUCAGAACAAACUGGGUGAUUUCGAGUGCUUCUGCCCUCCGAAGUGGGCGGGUAAGACCUGUAAUAUCUAUGACCCCUCGUACAAGGGAUGGUUCGAGAGUGCCAGCAAGAAGAAGGGUAUUUUGAAUACGUACGCGAUCGAUUUAGAGUAUCAGCGGGCGCAGUGCGUUAAGAAGGGUUGUCGCGAGAAGCAGGGUAACCAUCGGUGCGACGAGGAAUGCAAUACCUACGCUUGUGACUUUGACGGUAACGACUGUUCGCUGGGAAUCAAUCCGUGGUUGAAUUGUACCGCGAGUAUCAACUGUUGGGAGGUGUUUAUGGAUGGCUUCUGUAAUGAGGAGUGCAACAACGCGAUGUGUUUGUUCGAUGGGCGAGAUUGCGAGAAGAAACUGCAGCCUUGUAAUCCCGUGUACGAUGCCUACUGUCAGAAGCACUACGCCAACGGAUUUUGCGAUUAUGGCUGUAACAAUGCCGAGUGUAACUGGGAUGGUCUCGACUGUGAAAAUGAAAAAGAACCCGCACUGCUGGCAGAGGGUGCAAUUUCUAUAAUUCUGCUGAUGGAACUUGAAACUUUCAAGAAAAAUUCCGUUCAAUUCCUACGUGACCUUGGCCAUCAACUACGGACUACGGUUCGAAUAAAGAAGAACAGCGCUGGAGUUGAAAUGAUUUAUCCCUGGAAGGGAGGCACUGCCCUGCAAGGUCUAGCUGAGAGUGAAUUCGGCCGUAAGCAUCACGUUGUCUACACGGAAGCUCGACAAACCGGUAUACAGGUAUUUCUGGAGCUGGACAACCGUAAGUGUAUUGGGAUGACCGGUGCAGAGUGUUUCGGAACUGCAAAUGAGGCAGCCGAGUUCUUGGCUGCAACCGCCUCAAAGCACUCGCUUUCCAAACAGUUCCCGAUCUACCAGGUCAAAGGAGUUAACCCAGAUGAUGAUAGUAUCCCGGAAUCAACGAACACCAACUACGUUCUGUUGGGAUUCUUCAUUGGACUGCUGGUGUUUGCAAUGUGCGGAGUUUUGGUCGCAAAUCGUAAACGUGCACAUGGCGUCACUUGGUUCCCGGAAGGAUUCCUCACCGCCAGUACCAAUGUUCGCCGACCGUCCCGUAGACGACCCGAUGGCCAGGAAAUGCGAAAUUUGAACAAAAAUCCUUCGAUGGUAGACAUGUCCAAUGGACACAUGGGACAUUCGCAACAGUGGUGUAACAGCGAUGAUGAAUCGGAAAUGCCACAGCCCAAACGGAUGCGUGCUAUCGAUCAGGGUUAUUCAAGCGAUCAUACCGCGAUUACGGACUAUGAAGAAACUGAACCCAGAGUCUGGUCUCAGCUGCACUUUGAGGCAGCCGACAUUCGCGAUCAUCCAACGAUGAUGACUCCACCGACUCAUCAUGAUGGAGGGCAUACUGACGUGGAUGUACGGGGACCAUGUGGCAUGACCCCGUUAAUGGUAGCCGCAGUUCACCGAGGUGGACCCGACUCUGGCCUACACCGAGGAGAUCCUGACAUCGGCAUGCAUCGAGGAGAUCUCGACGUCGCUAUUCACAGAGGUCCAGACUCUGGAGAAGACAUUGAUUCCACUGACGACACCACAGCCCAAUUCAUCUCGAAACUAGUUGCACAGGGUGCUGAACUAAACGCUACUAUGGACAAAACUGGAGAAACAUCGCUACAUCUGGCAGCCCGACAUGCCCGAGCGGAUGCUGCCAAGCGACUUCUGGAUGCCGGAGCGGACGCCAACAGUCAAGAUUAUACCGGACGAACGCCUCUACAUGCCGCCGUCGCAGCAGAUGCCGUUGGAGUGUUCCAAAUUCUACUGAGGAACCGAGCAACUAAUCUGAACGCACGCAUGCACGACGGCACAACCCCGCUCAUCCUAGCAGCCCGUCUUGCUACCGAAGGUAUGGUUGAAGAACUGAUCACUGCCGAUGCGGACAUCAACGCUGCCGAUAACAAUGGAAAAACAGCUCUGCACUGGGCUGCAGCAGUGGAUAACGCUGACGGUGUAAAUGUUCUUUUGGCGCACGGUGCUAAUCGGGACGCUCAGGAUGACAAGGAUGAAACUCCGUUAUUCCUUGCUGCCCGAGAAGGAGCAUUUGAAGCCUGCAAGGCGUUGUUGGAUAACUUUGGUAACCGUGACAUUACAGAUCACAUGGAUAGGUUACCGAGAGACGUGGCCAGCGAACGACAGCAUCAGGAUAUUGUUCGGCUGUUGGAUGAGCACGUGCCACGUAGUCCACAGAUGGUAACCACGAUUCCGAACACGAUCAUGUCUCCGACAACGCACAUGAUCACGCAUCCCACAAUAAUUGCUUCUACGAAACAAAGCAAACAGAAGAAACGGGCGAAGAUGAAUGGAAGUGGUCUCCCGGGAGCACAGAAUCCCAACAGUCCGGAUAACGAUGGAAGUGUAAGGAGGAAAACGAAAAAGCCUAGUGCCACUAAUGGUGGCGCAAAGAAAAAUAACAUCGUUGACGUGCAAAUCCCGGACGAUCAGCUAAGUUCAGUUGAGUCACCACUGGCCAACAUCCCCAGUCCGUACGACACGGUUAGUCUGUAUUCGAAUGCAAUGACGGUACAUCAGCUGGAUCCGAUGACCGGUAACAAAAAGCCACCGAGCUAUGAGGAUUGCAUUAAGAGCGCUCAAUCAAUGCAAUCACUGCACAACAUCAACCUGGACAACUACGGCUACUCGAUAGGAGGUGCUGGGGCUGGAAAUACUCCGUUCCAGGAUCUACUCAUGAACCAACGGGGCAACGUUGCUGCCACGAUGAUUCAUGCGAUGCAUAUGGGUGAGAGUGGUCUCAGUCCACCAUACUCGAAUCAGUCACCACCCCACUCGGUGCAGAGUAACAUGGCGUUGUCCCCUCAGGGGUAUAUUGGGUCUCCCUCACCUGCCAAAACACGACCGAGUCUGCCAACGUCACCGACGCACAUCCAAGCGCUGAGACACGCUCAACAGCAGAAGCACGGUGUGCAAAUGAUCUCCAAUGGAAGCAUGCAGCAACAGCAGCAGCAGCAGCAACAAAAUAGCAGUAGUAUAGGUUGCGGCCAGCAACAGCUUGGCAGUAGUAGCAACAGUAACGGUAGCAGUAACAAUGCAAACAGUGCAAUGCUGGCCAGCCUGCAGAUGAACUUUGUCCAUGGCUCCACGGGUCUGGAACUGGCAGGUUUCUGUAGUCCUACAGGUCAAGGAUCUCAGGCAUCAACAUCGCAGAACACCACUGCCACCACCAUUUCGUCGCCAUCGUCGAACUCGAUGUCCUCGUCGCACCUAUCGCCACUAUCGUCGGCGUCCGCGCACUGCCAACAGUCGACACUGAACAGCCAGCAGUCGUUCUACCAGUAUCUUACCCCGCCCAGUCAGCACAGUGGCGGUGUGACACCUCAGCAUCUGGUCCAGACGUUGGAUAGCUAUCCGACACCGUCGCCGGAAUCGCCCGGUCACUGGUCAAGUUCCUCGCCCCAUUCGACCUCGGACUGGUCGGAAGGGGUGCAGUCGCCUGCGGCGGCUAACAUGAAUGUCUACGUGACGAGUGCCGCACCCGGAGGCCACCAGGCCAACAAGGGUUCGGAAGCGAUCUACAUUUAAACGGCGAAACGAUGAUCGAAACACAAGUGCCUCAUCUCACAGAGUAGAGCCAGAGAAUGUGCGCAUGUAUCUUGUAUGUGUAUAGAAAGCGUCUCUUCCCCUCCACUCCGCGGUUUGUCCAUAUGCUAGUUCAGACCCUGAAACGGUCGGAAUGUGCGGAGCAUGAUAGUGAUAAUUUAUUUUAUAAUUUAUCUAAUUUUAAACUAUUUGUUGUAUGUAACAAAGGCACUACAGCAGAGUUUGUGUGGUAACAACGUAUGUGUGGGCAAAGUUUGUAUGGUUGUUCGAGUGUGUGUUUAUAUGUGGGAAUUUGACGUAUUUGAGAUUAUUUUCAAUUUACGAGGGAACUAUGCGCAUUCCUCAAUAUCGAAACUGAAAAUUCCUUGCUUAAACAAACUACUUUUAAACAGAGUUUUUAAUUAAACAAAAAGACAGAUUUUAGACAAGAAAAAAAGACAUGUACAAUAUACUUAUAAAUAUAUUGCCUUUUUAAAGUUAUUGUAGUACAUAAUGCUCGAUGAGAGCAUUUUUUUAACACAAAACAUGUUAGUCGAUUCGAGAAGCAAUUGUCGCUAUUUGUAAGAUGUCUGUGAAAAAUAUUAUAUCUUCUAAAAGCCGUUACUUUACGUUGUCUUCAAAUCGUUCGACGUUAGAAUUUUUUAUGCAUAUAGCUUAAACCUCCCUGUAUAAAGUUUACGGACGAGAAACUCAAAAACAUGGUCUGAUUAUAGGUUAAUAUUUGUCUUCUCAAACGUGCUACAACUAGCGAGUAAUGUAAUCACACAUGAGCCGGAAGCAAUCCGUUGCCUUUCUCUCCGCCGGAGCGAAAACCCCUUCCGUUGAAAUAUGCCAGCAGCCAACUGAUUGGCGGAGUGUAAUUUUCAACUGUGUAGAUGUUGUACAUAGCCAAAAUAUAAUGAAGUAAAAAGUUUUAUUGAAAUUAUUGUAAUAUUUUAUCAAGAUUUUUUUUUCUAAUAUUAAGAACGCAGCCGCGACAACAAGCGGACUGGGUUUUACAACUAGCUACUAUAGUGUAGAAAAUAAAGGUUCUCUCUUUUGAAAGCAAACAGACAGGAAAUUCUCUCCAAGAAAAAUAAAAUUUAAUAGCUUAAGAUUAUCUAGAGCGCCGGCUGAAAAGAAUCUCAGUAAAAAUAGACACCAGUGACAAUCAAAGUACCACUUGCAAUACUAUGACAAAAACGAAAAGAUCUUCAUUAUUUCUAAAAGCCUUUUCCUCAUAUCAUAUCAUUAUGAAAUAUGCCCAACUUUUCAAUAACUCUCCUUAGGAUCAGCUGUGUUUGGCUGAUUAACUAUACAGAUCAAUUGUAUUUUGUAUUUUCAUUUGCUAGAAAGGUUUUCAAAUUAACUGUUCUAUUCUAUUUUCUUACAAGUUCAAGUGAAAUCAAUGCAUAGACGGAAAAAAACACAGAGGAACAUAAACGAAUACAGAGAUAUAUAGGCGACAUUUGUCUUACUAUUAUUAAAA